Vespula pensylvanica (western yellowjacket) is the source of this 7193-nucleotide messenger RNA. It is a transcript of the gene GluRIB, whose product is annotated as glutamate receptor 1. Gene Ontology annotation, cellular component: plasma membrane; postsynaptic membrane. Gene Ontology annotation, molecular function: glutamate-gated receptor activity; transmitter-gated monoatomic ion channel activity involved in regulation of postsynaptic membrane potential. NCBI's taxonomy places the organism in Eukaryota, Metazoa, Arthropoda, Insecta, Hymenoptera, Vespidae. The record is from RefSeq and is a predicted model, not a curated record. The coding region runs from base 100 to 3162 and encodes 1020 amino acids. The transcript is spliced from 20 exons. Gene Ontology annotation, biological process: modulation of chemical synaptic transmission; synaptic transmission, glutamatergic.
GGAGGACGGGGAGAGUAGGGAUGCUGGGGCGGUUCGAGCGAGAGCGAGUUGACGCAAAGUAGCGUACGUCAGUUUGUGUCAGACAACGGAGCACGGAAGAUGCUCCCGGUUCUUCGCGAAACGGAUGGACCGUCCUCGGCACCGAGGUCUCGACGUCGUCGCCGUGUUCGCGCGACGGCGAGGUCGAAUCCGCGUCGUCGAGGUACCGCCUCUUUUUCCUUCUCCUCCUCCUACGCCUCCUCCUCCUCCGCUUCCUCCUCUUCGUCCUCCUUCGAUUUUCGCGAGCUUCUCGAGAGGAAAGAUGCCGAGAAUCAAGUCGAGGACGAAGAGAUCGUUCGAGGCUGGAGCGGAAGAAGAGCGAGCGGUAUCGUUAGACCGGUCAGUACCAGCACCCUCAUGACCACGGCGUUGACUCUUCUCUUGAUUCUACUACCGGCUGCCUUCCCGGAUAAGAUCAACAUAGGUGCGAUUUUCGAGCAAGGUACGGACGAGAUCCAGUCCGCCUUCAGGUUCGCCAUGUUCAACCACAACAAGAAUACGACCAUUCGAAAGUUCGAGCUGCAAGCCUUCGUUGACGUUAUUAACACAGCGGACGCCUAUAAACUUUCCCGUUUGAUUUGCACUCAAUUCAGCAGGGGCGUGUACUCGAUCCUGGGCGUCGUCAGUCCGGACUCGUUCGACACGCUUCACUCCUACAGCAACACGUUUCAGAUGCCCUUCAUGACGCCCUGGUUUCCCGAAAAGGUCCUCACGCCGUCCUCCGGUCUCUUGGACUUUGCCAUAAGCAUGCGUCCGGAUUACCAUCGUGCCAUCAUCGACACGGUGCGAUACUACGGAUGGAAGAAAAUCAUCUACCUCUACGACUCCCACGACGGUCUCCUAAGGUUGCAGCAAAUUUAUCAAACGUUGAAGCCUGGAAACGAGUCUUUUCAAGUGGAAACCGUCAAGAGGAUACAAAACAUGUCCGAGGCGAUCGAUUUUCUCCGAAGCCUCGAAGAACUUAAUCGAUGGAGCAACAAAUACGUGGUAUUGGAUUGUCCAACGGACAUGGCCAAGGAUAUCGUGGUGAGUCACGUUCGAGACGUCACGCUUGGAAGAAGAACGUAUCAUUACUUAUUAAGUGGGCUGAUAAUGGACGAUCGAUGGGAGAGCGAGGUGAUCGAGUACGGAGCCAUCAACAUCACCGGCUUUCGCAUUGUGGACGCCAAUCGACCUCACGUCAAGGAUUUCCUCCUCGGCUGGCAUCGCCUCGAUCCUGUCACCAAUCAGGGGGCUGGUCGUGAAUCCAUUUCCGCGCAAGCGGCCUUGACGUACGACGCGGUGUUCGUUCUCGUCGAAGCGUUCAACAAGUUUCUCAGAAAGAAGCCUGAUCGGAACAACGUCAGACGAACCGGAAACAGUAGCCAACCAACGAACGCUACGAGAUCUCUCGAGUGCAAUUAUAGCCGUGAUGUGGUCACGCCAUGGGAGCACGGCGACAAAAUAUCAAGAUUUCUCAGAAAGGUCGAAAUCGAAGGCUUGACGGGGAAGAUACGUUUCAACGACGACGGACGAAGACAAAAUUAUACGCUUCACGUGGUCGAGAUGACGGUGAACAGUGCCAUGGUCAAGGUUGCCGAGUGGACGGACGAGGCUGGAUUUCAAACGAUAGCUGCCAAAUACGUAAGAUUGCGCCCGCACGAGAUCGAGAAGAAUAGAACUUACAUCGUUACAACGAUCGUGGAGGAGCCUUACAUCAUGAAGAAAAAGUCCGAGAACGGCGAAGCGCUCGUUGGAAAUGACAGUUACGAGGGUUACUGCAAAGACCUCGCCGAACUCAUAGCUAAAAAACUUGGCAUAACGUACGAGUUGCGGAUCGUAAAGGACGCUAAAUAUGGGACCGAAAAUCCGGACGUUCCCGGCGGUUGGGACGGAAUGGUCGGUGAACUCAUUAGAAAGGAAGCGGACAUCGCCAUCGCUCCUAUGACGAUCACGUCGGAGCGCGAGCGCGUGAUUGAUUUCAGCAAGCCCUUCAUGUCUCUCGGUAUCAGCAUCAUGAUAAAGAAGCCCAUCAAGCAGAAGCCAGGGGUCUUCAGUUUUCUCAAUCCGCUGAGCAAGGAGAUCUGGGUGUGCGUCAUCUUCUCUUACAUCGGAGUGUCCAUCGUCCUAUUCAUAGUCUCGAGGUUUUCACCGUACGAGUGGAGAGUUUUGACGAUCAGCGGAGGCGGUGAUCCAACCAUGUCCGGCAGAAACGAUCCGAGCCUUCAGCAUCCUCACACGCCUCAAGGUUCCCCGCAUAUACCAACGUCCAGCAUGGCCAACGAUUUCAGUAUCAUCAACAGUCUAUGGUUCUCUUUGGCCGCGUUCAUGCAGCAAGGUUGCGACAUAUCACCGAGGUCGAUAUCCGGCCGAAUAGUCGGCAGCGUUUGGUGGUUCUUCACUCUAAUCCUGAUAUCGUCCUACACCGCGAACCUCGCUGCCUUUCUAACGGUCGAAAGGAUGGUAACUCCUAUAAAUUCGCCGGAAGACCUCGCUUCGCAAACGGAAGUACAAUAUGGAACGUUGUCUCACGGCUCUACGAGGGACUUUUUUCGAAAAUCUCAAAUCAGUCUAUACAGCAAGAUGUGGGAGUUUAUGAAUUCGCGCAAACAAGUCUUCGUUAAAACUUACGACGAAGGGAUAAGAAGAGUAAGAACGAGCAAGGGAAAGUACGCUCUACUGAUAGAGAGUCCAAAGAACGAGUACAUCAACGAGAGAUUGCCCUGCGAUACGAUGAAAGUCGGAAGAAAUCUCGAUGCCAAGGGUUUCGGCGUUGCGACUCCGCUCGGUUCUCCUUUGAGGGAUUCCAUCAACUUGGCCGUGCUGUCAUUGAAGGAAAGCGGAGAAUUAACAAAGUUGAUGAAUCGAUGGUGGUACGAUAGAACGGAAUGCAGGCACGGCGACAAGCAGGACGCUUCGAGAAACGAAUUAUCUCUCAGCAACGUCGCCGGAAUCUUUUACAUUCUCAUAGGUGGACUUCUCCUGGCAUUGGCCGUCGCCCUUCUUGAAUUCUGUUACAAGUCUCACACCGAAGCUACCAGAGCGAAGAUACCAUUGUCGGACGCGAUGAAGGCGAAAGCCAGGCUGACGAUCGGUGGUGGUCGAGAUUUCGACAAUGGACGGUGGUACGGACUCCAGAGUUAGACGGAGGAUGCAUGCGCCUUUCCCGGGACCAUAUUACUACGCCCCAGCAAACGCGAUUGGGACUACCGAGGGCGACCAGGUGCACAGCAAUACGCAUACUCAGGUGUAAGCUACUCGGACAGUUCGGCAGGUGAGUCACCAGCAAUUUCGUUGCCGACUCCACCGCCGCCGCCAUUGAUGGCUCCACCGCCGCCGCCACCUAGAAGACCACCGAGAAGGAGCGUCACCUUCGCAGACUCGCCUCUGAAGAGUCCGAAGAAGGUUUUCUCGAGGUUUCCGCGAAGAACAUCGAGCGUCGCGACGCUAGACGUCGCGGUUCCUUGGACGCCGGUCUCGCCGCGGCACUGGACCAUGCGCGACGGUAAACCCGAGUACGUCACCUGAAUAAAUCAAAAGAGAAACGAAGACGAGCACCUAACGCCAAAAAAUAUGCCGAAUUUCCGAAGGAAGAUUCAACGUUUUCUUCGUCUCUCCGCUUUCUCUUUCGCAAUGAAUUACCCGUACUUCUUCUACCCCAUAGAGCAAAAUUUUUUUCAAUUACGAGUCGAAAUCGCACCGAUACCGAUCAACGAGAAAUCUUCGAUACUAACCGUUAAAUGGAAUUUUUCUUUUUCUUUCCGAUCAAGUUACGUUCGAUCGAAUUAAUACUGGACAAGUUCGUUACGUUUACGAUUCCCUGGGAGUCGUAAUAAAAGACGUUGCUUUAUGGGGAUUCCUCCUUUUCGUAUGAAAUUACACUGCCAACAUUUGUGGACGAAAUACACGGUAUGUGUUCUCGCGAUGUGUUCAUCGCCAAGCGUGUCAUCGGAGAGACGAAAACGGAAUCAGCGUUCGGAGAUGCGAUAUUAUUCCCCGUGUCUUCGGACGAGAACGCGUUUGUAAAUUGUAAAUAAUUGUAUGAGAAUCAAAUAGAAGAAUCAAAAGAAAUCGAAAAGAUCGAAAAUUCUAUAGUAGAUCGAUGGUCCUGGGGUGGGUGCAUGUGCAACCAUAUAAUAAAACGAUAUUCGUCGUAUUAACUGCCAUUUCGCAUUAACAAGAGAAGAAGAAAAACGAAGAAAGAUAUCAAAGAGAAAAAGGGUGGUAUUAACUCUAUAAUAUUAUUCGACGUACGGUUAGACGCUUACGUCGAAUAUAUGCGUAUCGAUGAUCGCAUAGGUCAGCGAGGAGAUCAGAGAGAAGGGAAGAGAUUCCAAAAAAAAAAAAAAAAAGAAAAGAAAAGAAUCUCGAGAAGCUGUCACGUGCCAAAAAAACAAAUACGAAAGAGGACGAACCGUCUCCGAUCGUGACACGAAUGUACUAUUACUAUUAUUAUUAUUAUUAUUAUUGCUAGUUAUUCUUAUUGCGAAUUAAUUAACUACUUCAUUAUGGUAUACCGGUGCAAACUAUUUUGUGCAAUGCGAGCUUGAAAAGAAUCGCGUACCCCCGUUGGAUCCAUGAGAAUUUUUUCACUAACAAAGUGUAUAAUCACGUCGAGCGUGUGUGUUGCGAAUGUAAUAGUCUAUACAUUACAUAAAAAUAUAUACCUAUAGACGUUUAUUAAAGGUAAUAUGUAUAUGAUCGUGCGAAUUGUGUGAGUGAGAGAGAGAGAGAGAGAGAGAGAGAGAGAGAGAGAGAGAGAGAGAGAGAGAGAAUAGAACGAGCGUGAAAGAAGCGUCGUGCGUUAUUACGAAUCGGGUGAGUGAGUCUAGAUCGAUCGUGUAAAGGCGUUGUACGAGUACCUAUAUCGAUCUUCUAUGCGAUCUCGCGUCGAUCCGAAAGUCCGAUGUAGGUCGUGAAAUAAGAGAAAAUUUCUUCUCUCUUGGGAUUUCUGGAUUACUCCGUUUCUCACGAAUUAAGGGAAGAAGCGAUUCUACGUCGGUCCGGUUCGGUCCGUCGAGAUCCCCGGUUCCAAAAUUAAUCAUCGUGGCCAAGAGUUGUUGGUGCCAAAAAGACGAUAUCUUACGUCGUGCGGACCCACGCGUUCGCGAUACUAUCCAUUGAUUUAUAGCCGUUCGAGCUAUCGCACGUAGAGUACAUACCUACUUGAUACAUCGUCGAGAACGCAAACUUUUGCGGACCUUUUUGUUUCCGUUCGCGAUACGACGUCGUACGUUUUCCUUAUUUAUCUUUCUCCGUGUUCACGGAAUAUCCGUCGAAGCAAGGGGACCGAACGACGAAAGAGAUCGAACGAUAAAUUCGGCAUAAGCCGCGACGUGUGUAACUGAAUAUCGAAUAUUGUUCGUCAAAAGUAUGUACGAUCUGACAAAGUACCAUUACGUUUUUCCAAUGUAAAUAUCGUCGUUUAUACCGAAGAAAAAACGAGUAAGAUUCCAUUUUUCGUGGGACGUUCGCGAGAUCUUUCUUUUUUCCUUCUUCCGACAUUCGAAGAGCGAAAGAUCGAGGAUAAUCGAUUUGAUCCAGUUUCAUGCGUUGCGAUCUAACUAUCAUAUCGUCAGAUUUUCUUAUUACGACUCAUUGUUAUCUAUCAUCGAUUAAUAAACGAUAGAUAAUAUACGUAUCGGUUUAAAGAUAGAUCGUUAAAACUAAUGAUAAACGUCGUGCGUGAUGUGUUUAAAUAAGAGAAAGAAUAAAACAAAGAAAAAAAAAAAAGAAAAACGAAAAAAAAAUAAAGAUACGGAGAGACUCGUCCUGAAAAGGCGAUAAAAACAUUGUCACGAUUACGUUGACGCAACGUCAAAUUAUCUCCGCGCGUACGCGCGUGUGCGAGCGUACUCGUCUGCUGUGCGUGCAACGAGAGUGGAAAUAUGUCCGAUUACGUAAGCGAGAGGAUCGUCGAAGAUUAUUAAAAGAAAACAAAAAACAAUAACGAAACACCUACUUAUCGAGAUAAGUGCAAAAUUGACGAGUCGAGAAGCUGCAACGAAGUAACCCACGAGCGAAUAUAAAUGCUGUUCCAUUAUAAAUAGAAAAACGUUUCGCUUCUCGGAGAGUCUCGCUUACGUAGGAAGCUGCUACGUUCGACGCUCGACUCGGAAUGACAAAGCGUUGUAAUCGUCUUUGUUUUCGUCGUCGUCGCGAACGAUUUCCGUGUUGAUGUUCAUCGUAAACUUUUUCUAUCCUCUAUUUACCUUGGUGAAUAAACACACGAAUGAAAUGCGAUAAAAACACAGAGAAAUACAAAAAUCAAGAAAAUCCCCGCGUACCGUCCCUGCGCAGUUGCGAAAAACAAUUUAUGUAAUUUUCUAAGAGCCAACAUCAUUUCUUUUCACGACGUUCCUCCUUCACGCAUCAGCUACUUACGUUCACCGAAAUAAAUAUCGUCGGCGAGUAAGAGAGUCUCCGCUUAAUCGUGUAGAUUUUCAACCUUACCCGUUUAAAGAGAAACGUAAACGUUAUGGGAUAACGAAAAUGACGAAUAAGGAAAUUAUACCUGAUCGGUCCAAUAGCAAAGCGGGGACUGACACGAAGCGCAACUUGCAUGCGCACUUACAUCCGUACGAGUCGACACGCGGAUGGAAUGAAAAAUCAUUAUUUUACAUAUUCCUCACCGUAGUAUCUUCAUGUAGCUUCGAUAUUUAAAAGAGAAAAAAAAACAAAAAAGAAAAAACAAAAAAAGAACAAAAGUGAAAAAAAAGGAAAAAAAAGUACCCUCAAUCCUUUGACAGUUUCGCCGAGACUCUCCCGCUUUUAACAUGACUUUUAAAAAAUAUCCGAAGCGACGCGAUCGCGAAGAGAGACACCUAUGGAGGAUGCAUUGCGGAGAAAAAGGAAAAAUUAGUAGGACAUACCUUCGGAACGGAAAUACGUACUUAAAGAAAGAAAACGUUAAUAUCGUUGUAAGGGAGAAUGGAUGUGUCGAAUCAAAGAGAAGACAGGAGAAAUGAAAACUAAAGCAAGAGAACAAAACUAGCGUCUUCCAGUUUGUCCAUUCCACUUGUCAUUGCGUUUUAUUCACGCUUGUUCUUCGAUUCGAAUAUCCUCCGUCAUCUCCCGUACCAAUUCGUGGCGUGAUGCGAUGAAAAAAUCCCUUGUAAACCGUUGUAUACCAAUUAAAUUUGUCACAAUACAGGAUCGUUUAUUUAAACGUAAAA